Molecule: messenger RNA, 968 nt
Organism: Drosophila willistoni
Lineage: Eukaryota; Metazoa; Arthropoda; Insecta; Diptera; Drosophilidae
Product: cyclin-dependent kinase 20
Exons: 5
Coding region: 81-968 (295 amino acids)
Biological process (GO): protein phosphorylation
Cellular component (GO): nucleus
Molecular function (GO): cyclin-dependent protein serine/threonine kinase activity; ATP binding
Source: RefSeq, a predicted model, not a curated record
UUGUGACCGUUGCCAUGGAGGAAGUAAGGAAGACAACAAAAAGGAAAAAAUAGAAAAUUAUUAUUUCUGGAGGACAAAUCAUGGAGGACUAUGCACCGAGUCGUUAUAAAAUGCUAGAGAAAAUUGGUGAAGGUGUCCAUGGUUGUGUAUUUAAGGCCAUCGAUUUGCAACGCAACAAGGAGGUGGCCAUUAAAAAGGUGGCCCUAAAGAAUAAGUUCGGUAACAUUGCCUUGAAUACUUUGCGAGAGAUCAAGACUCUUCAAUUGUGUCAAUCGGAAUAUAUCUUGGGCAUUGUCGAUAUAUAUCCCGAUCUGACUGGCCUCUCACUGGUGCUGGACUAUCAGCCGGAUACUCUUUAUAGUCGUCUGAAGAGCGAAGUGAAUCCCCUGAGUAGGCAGCAAGUACGUAAAUUCGCCUUGAUGAUGUUUAAAGGGAUCACCUACCUCCACGAUGCAGGCAUUAUGCAUAGAGACAUCAAACCGGCCAAUUUGCUAAUCAGUGAUAAAGAUGUCCUGAAAAUCGCAGACUUUGGCCUGGCCCGUCUCCACUUUCCCGAUGAGGAGGGCCGCUUCUAUUCACCACAGGUCUCCACACGUUGGUAUCGUGCUCCUGAAAUACUCUGGGGUAGCCAGAAAUAUGGCACGGGCGUAGAUAUGUGGGCGGCAGGUUGUGUGGUGGCCGAAAUGUUGCGUGGAGUUCCCCUUUUUGCUGGCACAACGGAUAUCGAACAAUUGGCCAUAAUUAUACGUACUUUAGGCACUCCCCGUUUAAAUCAGUGGCCAGAGUUGACAUCUUUGCCGGAUUAUAGUAAAAUACGAUUUCCCAAUUCCGUGGGCAUGCAUUGGGAUAAUUUGUUUCCCAGUUGCACACAUGCUGUUGAAAUUAAUCUGGUCUCCAAUCUGGUCAUCUAUAAUCCCAAGAAUCGCCUAAAAGCGAAAGAGGCCGUCGAGCAUGAUUAUUUCAACUAA